Molecule: messenger RNA, 2748 nt
Organism: Acanthopagrus latus (yellowfin seabream)
Lineage: Eukaryota; Metazoa; Chordata; Actinopteri; Spariformes; Sparidae
Gene: faima
Product: Fas apoptotic inhibitory molecule a
Exons: 5
Coding region: 179-721 (180 amino acids)
Biological process (GO): canonical NF-kappaB signal transduction; negative regulation of extrinsic apoptotic signaling pathway via death domain receptors; positive regulation of neurogenesis
Source: RefSeq, a predicted model, not a curated record
UAUCAUGUUACCAUAGCAACAGCAUAGCCACCACAGCUCGUCUAUGGACUCUGUGCGGUAAGCUAGCUGACUAGCUACCUGUGAAUAAACUUCGCUAAAGUGGCCUGCUGAUGAUUUGUUAGCCACAGAGAUAGAGCGCUUACUUCAGGACUUUUAAGCAGCGUCUGAACACGGCAGGAUGUCGAAUGAUCUUGCUGGCGUGUGGGAGGUGGCACUGAGUGAUGGAGUCCACAGGAUAGAGUUUGAACACGGCACGACCACCGGAAAGAGGGUCAUCCUCAUCGAUGGAAAGGAGAUCCUGAGACGAGACUGGAUGUUCAAGCUUGUGGGGAAGGAGACAUUCAGUGUGGGCAAGUCGGAAACCAAGGCGACCAUCAACAUCGAUGCAGUCAGCGGUUUUGCCUACGAGUACACCUUGGAGAUCAACGGGAAGAGCCUGAAGAAGUACAUGGAGAACAGGUCAAAGGUCACCAGCACGUGGGUUCUCAACCUGGACGGCACUGACUGCAGGGUGGUCCUGGAGAAAGACACCAUGGAUAUUUGGUGUAAUGGACAAAACAUAGAGACUGCAGGGGAGUUUGUUGAUGACGGCACGGAAACACAUUUCACACUGGGAGACCACAACUGCUGCGUGAAGGCUGUGAGCAGCGGGAAGAGAAGAGACGGGAUCAUUCACACGCUGCUGGUAGAUGGCACAGAGAUAGCUGAGUGCACAGAGUGACUGUGUAUGUGAAAGCAGAGAUCUGGUUUGUACGUGUGACUCUUGGUGUCUGUGAAGAGUAGAGGAAUCUCAUAUAAAGCUGUUGGGGGUCAGGGACCAGCUCAUAUACACUCCUAUGUUUGGAUGGCCAUGCUUGUGAGGGUAUAUUACCCAUACAUUGGUACUGCAAAUGUUGUUGUGUAACUAAUAAACCACAAGAGAAAGACGAGACCUGCUGUCUGGGCAGUUAUAGGGGACAGGGUGCAGCCAUGAAUUUCAGUCAGAAAAAAAGGAUUUACUGUAUGAAAAUGUAAUUUUCACACUGAAAUACUGUCUUGAGUUCUAAACAUGUACAGAUUUUAAAAGUGGGCAGUGGGCCUCCAAAUAGUUUCUGGUGAAACUCAUUGAAUGGAAAUGGAGAUAAUAGCCUAUUUCCUGUGACAUCACUCUCCGGGUGGAAAGCUGAAAUGUCAUGCUUCUUUGUUCCAGGUAGCAAAUCCUACAAACGUAGGGAAUCUGACAAAUUUCUUUUCUCAGCAACUGCAGAAAGAAUAGAUGAUGAAAAUCUGGAGAGACCAUAUUUUAUGGUAAAAACAACAAACUUUAUAACCCAUUGGCUUCCAGUAGACAACAGCUAAAGUUAGCAUUAAAGGUACCACUAGUAGUGUGGGCUAGGAAGUGGUUGAAUGCUAACGUUUGACGAAUUCUAUUUGUUAGAUUUGCUAUGUGUAUACGACGUGUAACCUGGAACACAUCAGCAAGACUUUAUCCCAGGAUUCGAGCGUAGCAUCCUUAACGUCUAGUCUUCUAGAACUCUGUGAGGUAAGACUUACAGGCCGUGUGAACACACAGCAAUGUAACAUGAGUCUGCAACCUAGUGAGCACAGAAAAGCAUCAAUGACAUAAUCAGGAUCCCACAGUGAGCAAGCCUUUGUCUGACGGUGAGGCCCACAACCUGACUUUGAAAACCCCUGAUGUCAACACAGAAUUUCAGUGCUUUUAUCAAUACUGGAGGCCAGAUGUGCCAUAUUUAUCUAACUCAGCCUGGCUUUGCCCUGCAGUCGAUUACAUGAGCAGCUGGUGUUCUGAAACUGUUGUUACUUUGUAGAAAACAGCCCCCCACUGUACAACAACAGGGCUCAGUAAUCCCAAGACUCAUCCUGUUCCCUCUGCUCUCUGUGCUCGCUUUCUUGUAUUUUUUUUAAUGUUGCGCAGUAGAAGGUCAAAUACCAGGGUACAAGAUGAUUCCUUGAAUGUAGCAUCACUCUAGCAUGCACUGCUCGGGAGUGAUCUUUGUUUUAGUCCUAUGUUGACGUGUUAAGUGGUGUUUGUAUGAUCAGCCAGUUGAUAUUACUGUAACAUGUAAUUAGCUUUUAGCAGGCUGCUGUAGAUGUGUCAAAACAUCCUCGUCUACAACUAAAUAGCUGUUACAACUUCAUAGACAAUCACUCAGAUGUGACUUUACUGCCUGUAGUGUAUCACACACAGCUGAAGUAAAUCGCUUGCUGAUAUUCAUUAAUACUUUGGAGACUGUGUCAUCCUCAGAGAUGUGUGGAAGUCUGUUGUGCUGUCAAAUGAACUGUUUUCUAUGUACAGGCCAGAUGCUGAUGCGCUUAUACGGAUUUAAAGAUGAACAUUUUUAUAGUUAUAACUUAAAUAAUGAAAAUUUCUCCAGCGUAUCUCUGUUUGUUUACAUUUUAAAAAGAGUGGCAUUUACUAUUUAUUGUGCACUAGUGAAAUACAGUGUGUCUGGUUUGGCCAAUAGAAAAACAGAAAACAUCUAAGGUCCACCCACUUGACAAAGUCUCCAUGACAACAGGGAAACUACAUCCACUGGUCACUGUGAGAUGCAGCUGAAAGCUCCAGUAAACACUACUAAAUGGACCUUGAGGAAUAUUUUUUUGUAUGUGAUUGAACUAUAUCCAAGAUCAAGGAUGAACUUUAAUGCUCAAUAGACUGUGUUUUCAAAGACUUGUGUUACUGCAUCAUUAAAAAUCAAUUUCAUAUCCCAUAUAAAAGAUUUAUGUUAAUAAAUGUCUUUCAUUUUG